CCCUGAUCAUGUGACGACUCCUCCUCCAUGUGACUGAUCACAUGACGGUGACAUCAUCGCAGGUCCUGUAAGCACACGGCUCCUGUACAGAUACAGGUUUCUCCAAUCCAGGAUCCUCUGCUGAUAUCUUCUAUAUAAGAGAAUUCUCCUGGAUGACCCAUCAACCAUGGAGAGAGACAGGAACAAGAUGGCCGACAGGAUCAUAAACCUCACCCUACAGAUACUCUUCCGGCUUACUGGAGAGGAUUACACAGUAGUGAAGAAGUCCUCUAGUGGGCGCUGUCGGGCCCCUGUGUGUGAAGGAUGGGGAAGAACCCUGAGCCCAAUCCCGGGGCCCCCACCUCACUCCCUGAUACAUGAGGAAAUGAAUGAACAGAAGAUCCUAGAACUCAUCAACAAGAUGAUGGAGCUGCUGACUGGAGAGGUUCCUAUAAGGUGUCAGGACGUGGCGGUCUAUUUCUCCAUGGAGGAGUGGGAGUAUGUAGAAGGACACAAGGAUCAGUACAAGAAUCAGGUGAUGAUGGAGGAUCAGCAGCCCCUCACAUCACCAGUCAGAUCCAGUAAGAGAACAGCACCAGAGAGGUGUCCCCGUCCUCUUCUUCCACAGGAUCAUCAGGGAGAAGAUCUGAACAACAUUAAUGCUCCAGAGACAGAUGUGAGCGGUGAUGAGCAGUAUAAGGAGGACAUUCCUACAGGGAAAGAUCUUAUCUAUAUUAAUGUUACAGACAUAAAGGAAGAAGAGACAGAUGUAAGCUGUGAUGAGCAGUAUAAGGAGGACAUUCCUACAGGAAAAGAUCUGAUCUAUAUUAAUGCUACAGUCAUUAAGAAAGAAAAAGAGACAGAUGUGAGCGGUGAUCAGCAGUGUAAGGAGGACAUUCCUACAGGAAACGAUCUUAACUAUAUUAAUGCUACAGACAUAAAAGUAGAAGAAGAGACAGAUGUGAGCGGUGAUGAGCAGUAUAAGGAGGACAUUCCAACAAGUAACCGCCCCGUGCUCUCUGCUGACACCUCUGUCCAUGUCAGGAACUGUCCAGACCAGGAGAGGUUUCCUUCAAAGACUUCAAGGAAAAUUCUUGUAGCAGGAGAUCAGAGGAGAAUCUUAUAUCUUCAGAUUAUAAAGCAGAUGAUGAUAUCACACAAGAUACAUAUGAAGAACAUUCCAUUAUCCCAGAUACACCCUCAGCCCUUCACAGCCAAGAUCUGUCAUCUCAUCCUUAUAUACAGGUCCUGUCUUCUCAGUCAUCACAGAAAGGUCACAGAAGGGGUGUUGGACAUCAAGGAGCUCAUACAGGAAAGAAACCAUAUUCAUGCUCAGAAUGUGGGAAAUGUUUUACUUUUAAAUCAGGUCUUGUUCAACAUCAAAGAACUCACACAGGAGAGAAGCCAUUUUCAUGUUCAGUAUGUGGGAAAUGUUUUAUUCAGAAAUCAGACCUUGUUGUACAUCAAAGAACUCACACAGGGGAGAAGCCAUUUUCAUGUUCAGAAUGUGGGAAAUGUUUUACUCGGAAACCAAAUCUUAUUCAACAUAAAAGAACUCACACAGGAGACAAGCCGUUUUCAUGUUUAGAAUGUGGGAAAUGUUUUGCUCAGAAAUCAGGUCUUCUUCAGCAUCAAAGAACUCACACAGGAGAGAAGCCAAUUCAGAGCAGUAAAUGAUGCAGAUAACACAUCUAUAUAUUAUCCAUGUACAUAGGAUAUCUGACAUUUAUACAUAUAUCAUAUACUGCAUCUCCAAACUUGUUCCCAAUUGUUAAUAAAAGUUUUCUCUCUUAUAUGAUUUAUUAUUCUUAUAUUCAUC
Molecule: messenger RNA, 1798 nt
Organism: Hyla sarda
Lineage: Eukaryota; Metazoa; Chordata; Amphibia; Anura; Hylidae
Product: oocyte zinc finger protein XlCOF8.4-like
Exons: 8
Coding region: 167-1567 (466 amino acids)
Biological process (GO): regulation of transcription by RNA polymerase II
Molecular function (GO): RNA polymerase II cis-regulatory region sequence-specific DNA binding; DNA-binding transcription factor activity, RNA polymerase II-specific
Source: RefSeq, a predicted model, not a curated record